AUGUCUUCAGAGAAAUCAUCUUCUAAUUUACAGCAACAAUUCUCUUUUAAACGGUAUUUUAUUAAUAAUUUGGAUUCCUAUCAUGGAGAAUACUUUUUGAAGGAAAUUUCUAAAGUGUUAGAACAAAGUGCAACUUCUUCUAACAAGCAAUCGUCACAAACUGUAAUUGGCGAGGAUAUGGAAUCAUUAAGUCAGCCACCAGAACAACCGUACGAAAUUAUAGGUACCGUUAUCGACCCCAAGGUCAAAUCUGUGGAUAACGUCGCCCGUAUAGUUUCUAGAGCCGACUGUUUGUCCCAAAUGCUCGCUUGUGGAACGGUUGUCUUUGAUAUAAGCUACUCUAAAGACGAGUUAAAGCUAGCUAUGGAUUACGUUAAAUUAUUAAAAGAUCUGUUUGAAAAACAAACACCGGUUCAUGCCACUGAUUCAAAUGAUGACGGAAAGCCAAGCGAAUAUAAAAAACGAUACCUGAUAUUGGUAUCGACCGUAAUGACUUGGGCCGUUACAAAACCAUUAGACCCGGAUACACCGGACAUGCCUUUUAUAGAGACUGAUUUUCGUAAAAGAAAACCACAUCCAAAUUAUAAAAUGCAUUACGACGUCGAAAAUGAGGUUAUUGGCAUAGCGAGAAAAUAUAAAAAACAAAUUGGGGCUGUCGUUGUCGCAUCGGGACUGACAUACGGUGGUCGCGAGGAUGUGUUAUUCUUCUGGUUUCAAAAAGCUUGGGAAUGCGAGCGACUAUUACCCAUAUUAGGACGAGGUUCAAACGUUAUUCCACUUAUAAAUGUGCAGGACUUAGCGCAGAUUGUAUAUAAUUUGGUAUCGGACUUUCCAAAGAAACUUUAUAUUCUUGCCGUUGAACAGACCAUCACUAAACAAAGAGAGAUAAUAAAAUCUUUGGGACGAAUUGUAGGCUCAGGAAUGUUUAAGUGUAUUCCACAAGAAGAUGGAUUUCUUAUCCCUGAUAUUGACCAAAGAAUAUUUGAUUUUAUGACUUUAAAUCUCAACAUGGAGCCCACAUUUAUUGUGGAAACAAUGGGUUUGCAAUGGACAUCUGAAUUAUCUUUUCAAGAAAACGUUCCUAUUUUAAUGAAACGAUUUAAAAAAGAAAGGGGCUUGAAACCAUUUAAGGUAAUUGUGCAUGGACCGCCGAUUGUGGGUAAAACAACACUAUCUAAGUUGAUAUGCGAAGCGUACGGUCUUGUUUAUGUCUCAGCUGAGACUGUUGCCCAGGACUUAUUGGAAGAUUUGACGUGGCGGAUAAAACACUGGGAAGUAGGGGAGACUGCUGAACUCGAUCAAUCAACCGCGGAAGAUGAUGACAUUGUAGCCAAUGACGUUGAUGAGGAAGAUGAUAAUAUAAUUCAAGACGAAGCAAAACUGACACAUGCUAUUUUGAAUUCGGGACGAGAUUUGACUGAUGAAGAAAUAUUAACGUAUGUACGUCGUCGGCUACUUAGUAACGAAGCUUUGAACAGAGGAUGGGUGCUCGAUGGUUUUCCGAUUAACCUAGCACAAUGUUCGACAUUAUUCGAAAAGGGAGAUGAGCAAGAUGCAGAAGGAGAAGAAGAAAAUGAGGAAGAUCAAUUCGAUGAAGACAUUGAUCUAUAUAAUAACGUUCUUAAAAAAAUGUUACCAGAGAUUGUUGUGACAUUAGAAGCUACAGAUGAAUUUAUAUGCGAAAAAGCAAUGCGUCAGCCCGAAGAUGAUUCUCGACUAGAUGAAGAAACUAUUCUAAAACGUCUCAGUGAAUUCAGGGCUGGUGACACUCGUGAUACAACUAUGCUUAACUUUUUUGAUGAACUUGAUAUACAUCCUUUAGUAAUACAUGUUAAAGAACAUGCAGAUUAUGGAAUGAAAGCCGCGUUUGCUUCAGUUACGUUACGAAUGGGACGCCCGUGCCGUUACGGGAAACUUAUCGCACAAAUCGAAGAAGCUGAGAAAAAAGAAAAACAAGAACUGGAAACUCUACAAGCGAAAGAAGCAAAGGCAAUGAAAGAACUGGAGAAAAAAAUGCAAGAAGAACGAGAGGAAAAAAUGGAAUAUUGGUCUGAGUUGUAUGCGUUGAUGAGGGAGGAAGAGGAGGCUGCUUUAGCUGCAGCAAGCGAGCCCUUGAGGAACUACCUCGUGAACAAUAUCUUUCCAACGCUUACCACUGCGCUUUUAGAAGUUGCUAAGCUACGUCCAGAUGAUCCUAUAGAUUUUCUAGCUGAAUAUUUAUUCAAGAUAAACCCAACUGGAAAAAUGCUAGAACCAGGUUAUAAUCUUCAAGCUGAAAAAUUACUAGGAAAAAUAAAAAUACUUGACGAUGCGCUAAAGGACUUAGAUAUAAAAAUAGAACCUUUACUACCACCUGAAGUUGAUUUCGAAUUCAAACCUAAAAAGAAAAUUAACAGCAUGAGCGCCUUGUAGUUUAUAUAAUUUAUUAUGU
Messenger RNA from Melitaea cinxia (Glanville fritillary), 2431 nucleotides. Its product is annotated as adenylate kinase 7-like. The transcript is spliced from 16 exons. Lineage: Eukaryota; Metazoa; Arthropoda; Insecta; Lepidoptera; Nymphalidae. Gene Ontology annotation, cellular component: cytoplasm. The coding region runs from base 1 to 2412 and encodes 803 amino acids. Gene Ontology annotation, molecular function: AMP kinase activity; ATP binding. Gene Ontology annotation, biological process: nucleobase-containing compound metabolic process. The record is from RefSeq and is a predicted model, not a curated record.